Xylaria bambusicola is the source of this 1662-nucleotide messenger RNA. RefSeq names its product family 1 glycosyl hydrolase. The record is from RefSeq and is a predicted model, not a curated record. The transcript is spliced from 2 exons. Bases 226 to 1656 code for a protein of 476 amino acids. Gene Ontology annotation, biological process: carbohydrate metabolic process. Gene Ontology annotation, molecular function: beta-glucosidase activity. Lineage: Eukaryota; Fungi; Ascomycota; Sordariomycetes; Xylariales; Xylariaceae.
CAUUCCAAAGAUAUAAAGGAUAGAUAAGUCCGGCGCUGCUGGCUUGGGUUCUUGUCACGAGCUUUAAAAACUUGUUGGUAGUGUAAAAAGGCUAAAGCCGAUGAAUGUCUUGGCAAGCUGCUAACCAACAAAUAUACCCGUUCCUCCAGACGAGAUCAUAGACGAGAUCAUAGACGUAUCAAGUAGUAUAACUCAUCGACUCUUCUUCCCAGUCUCGUGACCAUCAUGUCGUUACCCUCAGACUUCCAAUGGGGGUUUGCCACGGCUGCCUUCCAGGUCGAAGGUGCCACGGACAAGGACGGCCGCGGUCCAACUAUAUGGGACAAGUUCUGUGCGAUACCAGGUAAAAUUGCCGACAAGAGCGACGGAUCUGUUGCUUGCGACUCAUAUAACCGGACCGCUGAAGAUAUCGAGCUCCUGAAAAGCACGAAGGCAAAGGUAUACCGUUUCUCCUUAUCAUGGGCUCGAAUUAUUCCUCUCGGUGGCCGUAAUGAUCCCAUCAACCAAAAGGGCAUCGAUCAUUACGUUAAGUUUGUCGACGACUUACUCGAAGCUGGCAUUACACCCUUCAUCACCCUACUGCAUUGGGAUGUCCCAGAUGGGAUUGAGCAGCGAUAUGGCGGGCUUCUCAACCGAGAAGAAUUCCCACUCGAUUUUGAGCACUACGCUCGCGUAGUAUUCAAGGCGAUUCCCAAGUGCAAGAACUGGAUUACCUUCAACGAGCCCUUUUGCAGCUCCAUCCUCGGCUACAACACCGGUCUCUUCGCACCAGGCCAUACAUCUAACCGGACCAAGUCUCCUGUUGGCGACUCAAGCCGUGAGCCGUGGACAGUCGGCCACAACAUCUUAGUAGCUCACGGUAGAGCUGUAAAAGUGUACCGCAAAGAAUUCAAGCCCACGGACAAGGGUCAGAUCGGCAUCACACUGAACGGAGACUGGGCAUACCCCUGGGACCCGGAGGAUCCCGAGGACGUCGAAGCCGCCGAGCGCAAGAUCGAAUUCGCCAUCUCAUGGUUUGCCGACCCCGUGUAUUUCGGGAAAUACCCCGAUUCCAUGCGCAAGCAGCUCGGGGACCGUCUACCAGAGUUCACCCCAGAGGAAGCCGCGCUGGUCAAGGAGUCCAACGACUUCUACGGCAUGAACCAUUACACAGCCGACUACAUCAAGCACAAGACCGGGGAGGCAGCGCCGGAUGAUUUCCUCGGGAAUCUAACGACGCACUCGACCAACAAGAAAGGCGACAUCAUCGGCCCGGAGACGCAGUCCUUCUGGCUGCGGCCGAACCCGCAAGGGUUCCGCAACCUGAUCAACUGGCUCAGCAAGCGGUACGGGUACCCGGCGAUCUACGUGACGGAGAACGGGACGAGCAUCAAGGGCGAGAACGACCUGCCCGUGGAGAAGAUCCUCGAAGACCAGUUCCGCGUGGACUACUUCCGGGACUACAUCCACGCCAUGGCGAAAGCCGUGUCCGAAGACGGGUGUAAUGUCAAGGGGUACAUGGCGUGGUCGCUGAUGGAUAACUUCGAGUGGGCCGAGGGGUAUGAGACGCGCUUCGGCGUCACGUACGUCGAUUACAAGAAUAACCAGAAGAGGACGCCUAAGAAGAGCGCGAGGGAGAUGCAUAAGAUCUUUGAAGAGGUCAUUAAGACGGAUUAGAUAGAC